Hyalella azteca is the source of this 956-nucleotide messenger RNA. RefSeq lists its product as uncharacterized. The record is from RefSeq and is a predicted model, not a curated record. Bases 83 to 859 code for a protein of 258 amino acids. The transcript is spliced from 4 exons. NCBI's taxonomy places the organism in Eukaryota, Metazoa, Arthropoda, Malacostraca, Amphipoda, Hyalellidae.
GAAGCAUUGACGACACAGCGUCUGGCGUCUGCUACUUCACUGGCGUGAUACCCCGAGACCAAGGAACUGACCACAACUCAACAUGAGCAUAAGAACUACCAUUAGAAUCACCUUAUACGUGGUGACUCUACUCGACAUCCUCUCGUGCGGUGAAUCUGGCUACCAGCAGCAACAAUUUCUGCCGGUCCAGGCAAAAACGUUCCACAAGAGCUGCCUCCUCGGAAAUGUCGACAUGUCAUCCUACCCUGACAACUCGCUGGCUCUCUUCGACUGCGGCAAGCAGUGCAUGUUGAGAGAUAACUGCAGGCUAUUUUGCUUCAAUUCAGGCACGAUGAGCUGCGACCUCCUGGAGUGCUUCGUGUCGCAAUGGUUCCCCGGCGUGACGCCCUCCAGCAACACCGCCACCUUCAAGACUUGCUACUCGUCCUGGGCUGACGCACGAGACAUCAUCAGGAGCAACAUGACCGUAUCUGGGAGUCCAGGGCACCAGGGUACUCUUCCCAUCAAUGCCAUUGAUGGGUACUACUGUGGCUAUGCAUGGCCAAAGUACAUCUUCAUUGCUUCGAGCAGUCAACCAAACUACCUACAGAUUAACUUUGGGUCGGUAGUCAAAGUGGCUGAAGUGAUCAUAAAUCAUCCUACGAACGCUGAGUAUUUUAAAUCAGUUGUAGUUCGUUUGGGGAACUCAUCUAUUGAAGCCAACACCGCUAUAAUAGCGACUCUAGCUCCUGGAGCUUUGUCGGGAUUCAUAAGUAUAAUAAAUCUCCCUACUCCAGUUCCUGGUCAGUUCCUACACCUGAGGUCUAUGAACACAGAUUACUUCCAGGUAAAUGAGGUACAAGUUAUCCGAGCCGACUAAUAACACAACUAGUUAUGUUGUUCUGCAUGUUGUUUAAUCCUCCUUCGACUGAACAAUUUGGCAUCAAUGCAAUCGUACAUGUGUGUGUACAUUUGUU